AUAACAACCAUCACAUCAUCACGGUAUCGUCCAUCGUCGAUUGUCGACACCUUAUACUGUCACUGGUAGCCUACUCUUGUGUUCCAGCAACGAUGAAUGUCUUGGUCGCACUGUUGGUAGUGCUGCUAGCGGUCUGUUGGAUAUCCUUUCGAAAACAGCCUGUUCGCUUCACUUCCCAGGAUACCAAAUUUCGAGACCGAUACGGAGAAUGGGCCAUUGUGGCGGGAGCCAGUGGCGAAGGCCUCGGUGCCGCUUGGGCGGAUGCUCUCUGCGAGCUCCAUGUGAAUGUGCUGCUAAUUGCCAGAAGGGAACCACAGUUGAUGGAAUUGAAGAAAACCCUGGAAAACAAGUACAGUGGAUGCAAGGUGGAUACUCUGGUUCAGGAUUUGAGUGCCGCGGACCUUGUCGACGUGUUUGCCGACUUGUUGCUAGGGGCAGACAACCGGCAAUACGGCUUUCUGGUCCACAACGCUGCGUAUAGCCAUAUGGGUCCCUUUCUCGAUGCACCAUUGGAAAAGCACAGCUUGACGGUGGAUAUUGAUGUCCGUAGUGUCAUGACCAUGACGCAUCAAUUUGGCAACUACUUGAAAUCCAAUGGCCGAACGGGAGGCAUCAUCAUCAUGUCAUCCAUGGCGGGAGAAAUUGGAAGCGCCUUUGUCUCCAAUUAUGCCGCGACCAAAGGGUUCGAUACGGCUUUUACGCAGGCUGUCAGUUACGAGUUGAAACCACUGGGAAUUGACCUUCUGGCGUGUGUGGCAGGUUGCACUGUGACUCCAAACUACAUCAAGGUCGCCGCAGCAGGUACCAGGAAUCCCAUUAUUGAACAGACACCCGAACAAGUAGUGGAGGAAUGCAUCCAAGGAAUAGGAGUCAAGGCAUCCAUUCGAACUGGUUUCAUCAACAAGCUCAUUCGGUUUUUUAUGGUACGGGUGCUGCCACUGGAAUUUGCUAUCCAAAUGUUUGGCAGUGAAACGGAAAAGUUGCUCGAAGGCACUGUUCAAGUGGACGAUUAAAAGUAUACGGACGAGUCGAGUCAAAGGGAAACAAUAUAUCAUUUGGUGACAACAAAAACAGCGCUGGUACUUGCGACAUCAAGGCGUGGCGUCGUGGGCUGGUGGCAAGCGUUGCAGUGCGGCGUACGCUACCGUGACGGGGAAAAUGCGACAAUAACCAAACUUGACGCGCGAUGAUGUCGCUCAUUGACAACCACGAGUAGAGACUACGGUACCGUACAGGAAAGACUG
Messenger RNA from Seminavis robusta, 1244 nucleotides. NCBI's taxonomy places the organism in Eukaryota, Bacillariophyta, Bacillariophyceae, Naviculales, Naviculaceae. The record is from the annotation of a GenBank genome assembly.